Molecule: messenger RNA, 1620 nt
Organism: Micromonas pusilla CCMP1545
Lineage: Eukaryota; Viridiplantae; Chlorophyta; Mamiellophyceae; Mamiellales; Mamiellaceae
Exons: 3
Coding region: 1-1620 (539 amino acids)
Biological process (GO): pseudouridine synthesis
Molecular function (GO): RNA binding; pseudouridine synthase activity
Source: RefSeq, a predicted model, not a curated record
AUGUCGCGGGACGGCGUCGAGCCGCUCGACGCCGUCCCGUCCACGUCCUACGCCCCGCGCGAGUACGUCAUCGUCAACGGCCUCCGAUACGUCGUUCCGUACGUCGAGGACGUGAUCUACAAGGUGUCGACCACUCGGGAGGGCGCGAGCGUGCUCGAUUGCCUCGUCGGGCAUCAUGCGUUUCAAGGGCAGUGCGUCAAGGGCGGCGGCGACCGCGCGCACUGGCAGGGCGAGCUGGACGCGCGGCGCGUCGCGAUCGUCUCCGACGUCCUCGCGCGGCUCCCCACGGGCGGCGACGUCCCGGAGCGCUGGUGGGCGACGCCGGCGUCGCUGGACGAGCGCGUGCCGAGAGAUUCGCGGCUGCGCGUGCGACGCCACGUCCACGAGCCGUGCGUGCACGCGGAGGCGCCGGUCGUGUUGACCGAGGACGAGCGCGUCGUGAUCGUGGACAAGCCCCCGGGGUUGCCCACGCUCGCGGGCGUCGGCCCGGGCGUCGCGGGAGAGAACAACGCGGUCGCGGUGCUGCGUCGUCUUCGCGCGUCGGCGUCGGCGUCGGCGAAGAGGAAGAGAGAAGAAAGCGACGACGGCGGCGGCGGCGGCGGCGGCGGCGACGACGACGACGCGCCGCUGUUCGCGGUGAACCGAAUCGAUAAGCCCGUCUCCGGGGUGUGGAUCCUCGCGAAAGGGAGUCGUCUGUCCGCGCGCGCGCGCGACGCGCUGCACAAGGGCGCGGCGCGCGGGGAGACGCGCAAGACGUACGUCGCUCUCGUGAAGGGCCGCGUCGAAGUCGGCGGCGGCGGCGCGGGCGGCGGGGGGUUCGUCGUCGACGCGCCGCUUCGCAAGGACGAGCGCGGGCUGGCCGUCGUCGGCGGCGACGGCGCGAAGCCCGCGGCGACGCGCGUCGUCCCCCUCGCGGUCGUCGCGGUGCCGUCGAAGGGCGGCGGCGGAGAGAAGGAGGCACUGACGCUCGCGGCCGUCGCGUUGGAAAAGUCCGGGCGGUACCAUCAGAUUCGCGCGCACCUCGCGCACGUCGGCCACCCGAUCGUCUUCGACCGAGACUACGACGCCGACGCCGACGGUCGUCGCGACGACGCCGACGACGACGACGACGAUCACGCGGAUAUCGCCGCAGAUAUCGCAUCCGCCGAUCCGCUGACGUGUCCCGGCGGCCGAGCGGUGUACGCCGACGACGAAGAGAGGACGCUGCUGAAGAUGACUCGCGACGCGUACCAGCCGUGGUGCCUCGAGUGCGGGCUCGCGCUCGCGGCGCUGACGCGCGCGGACGACGCGCGCGCGUUCGGCGGCGACGACGCCGCGCGCCUCGCGGCCGCGCGCGAGGCGAUGACGCGGCACGCGGAGGGUGCCGAUGUGGAUGAUGACGUGGCGGAUGACGUGGCGGAUGAUGACGCGGCGCGGCGGCGUCGGACGAAACCGAAGACGCGAGGCCGCGUCGCGUUGCACUCGCUCGAGUACGUCUUCGCGUUCGACGGAAAGCGAUACGUCGCGCGCUCUUCGCGACUGCCCGCGUUCGCGACCGCCGCGUUUGAGCGCGCGGGCGCGAACGACCGGUUCAUCGAGACGUGCACGGUGGAUUCCGUGUGCGACGCGGCGAGUAGAUAG